GAAAUGAGCUCUGCCAAAGCUGCGGUUCCGGUAUGUUGUUCCCGUUGCGGAAAGGUGCUGGGCAACGCAAGAAAAAGUACAGACAUCCAAUGCCUGAAGUGCAAAAAGUGGUACCACAAGAAAUGUUUUAUGGCGGAAACCGGAAGCGACACCGAUAAAAACAGCAGAACGAGUCAAAGCUGCGUGUGUUGCCUGUCCACCCCGACAGGAGAGGCCAGACUGAUGCGUUCCGGUCGCGGAAACAAGUACGCAAAAGAAUUUUUGAAGAAUGGAUUUUGUGUCGUUUUGCUGGGAAACAAUGAGGAGGAGCGAAAGCAUCUCGAUGCUGAGCUCGCAAAAUGGGGCGCCGAGGCCGUAAAGUACUUUCAUGCUUUACUGAAGACAUACGAGUGUCAAUCCGAGUUUAACACCUCGGUUCCUACAUUGGAAAGUGGUUACUCGAAUUUCCGCCAGCGCUGCCCUGGCCGCUUUGAAAUAAUUGCAGACUUUAUAAGUAAUAAAGUUGUGCCGUUGGUAGAAAAGUCGAAGGCAGUUCAGGAAACGUUAGAUUUUUUGCUAUGCAAUCCGAAAAUGAAAGUUGGCAAAAAAAUUAUGUCGUCGGGCUGUUUCCUUUCGAUGAUGGGGAGCGAGACGCAAAAUUAUCACACUGACGGGCCUGCGCUCAGUGACGUGGUAGAUUUAUUCCCUUACGCGGUGAACGUAUUCGUACCGCUUGUUCCUGUCGACAGUCACAACGGAACAGAGUUUAUUCCUGGAUCUCACAAUGUCGGUGUGGAUGGGAAAGCCAAGUCUGUGCGACCAUCCGUUGCAGUUGGAAACGCCCUCCUCUUUGACUACCGCGUAAUCCAUCGCGGACUUCGCAAUUCAAAACUCGAUCCCCGUCCUUGUUUCUAUGCUACGUAUUCUCAAAGCUGGUACAAAGACACCUACAACUUCAGCGAAAGCCGUUAUAAAAGAAAGCUGGAGGUGAGCACGCAAUAUCUUGAACCGCGUGACGAGCGCAUGGCCAAGAGGAAUAAGAUUGAGAUUGCUUAA
Molecule: messenger RNA, 1035 nt
Organism: Leptomonas pyrrhocoris
Lineage: Eukaryota; Euglenozoa; Kinetoplastea; Trypanosomatida; Trypanosomatidae
Exons: 1
Coding region: 4-1035 (343 amino acids)
Source: RefSeq, a predicted model, not a curated record